Molecule: messenger RNA, 3336 nt
Organism: Eleginops maclovinus (Patagonian blennie)
Lineage: Eukaryota; Metazoa; Chordata; Actinopteri; Perciformes; Eleginopidae
Gene: kansl3
Product: KAT8 regulatory NSL complex subunit 3
Exons: 20
Coding region: 246-2783 (845 amino acids)
Biological process (GO): positive regulation of transcription by RNA polymerase II
Cellular component (GO): NSL complex
Source: RefSeq, a predicted model, not a curated record
AGGGGGAUGUGGAACCCAGCACGGCAACGAAUCACGCAACAAAAGGAAGUGGGGCUCGACGCACUAAAUAUUUUUGUGUUGUAAAACGUGUAAAAAUUAACAAAAAUACGAGCUUGUUGUAAUUUAUUUGGAUCAUAAGAAGAAUUUAAACCAUGUCGACCAACAUGAAGUUAUAAAGCGAAAAGUUUGUUCUGAAUCCUAAGUUGUCGAGCUCUUCCCGGGUCCCUUUGGGGCCCAGGAAGAGGAUGCAUCGAGGUGGGGAUAAGGACUUCCAGAUAUCGGCACGGAAGAUGGGCACAUCCCUGCUUUUCCAGCUGUCGGCUCAUGAAAGAGAGCUGGAUUUGGUAUUUCUGGACCACAGCUAUGCCAAGCCGUGGAAUGCCCAUCCAGAUGCCAGCAGCGCCCGGCCCACAAGGACGCUGUUUGUUACCCCUCGUCGCCAGCCUGAGGCCUUGUCAGACCCUGAUUCAGCUCUGGAUGUGGAGACCGUGACACCGACGCCUGUUCCUCUGUAUGAUAAUCAGAAAGCUCUCAGUGUGAUGAAGGAGUGUGAGCGGCAUGUUCUGUUUGCUCGCACCGUCGCUGAGAGCCCUCCACCCCCCGAUGACUGGGAAGAACAUGUAAACAAGACUGGAUGGUCAGUGGUGCAGAACAAGCUGUUCAACAAAGUCCUUAAAGCUUUACAAGCUGAAAGACUUGCCCGUCUGGCCAAUGAAAAUGCUUCCAAUGAGCCAAUCUUGCGGAGGAUAGCCGUGGACAACUGUGCCAGGAAGGUGCGACAUGCAUUAGCCAGUGUGAACUGGGACACCAAAUUGACGCAGUGGUUACACACUACCAUGAUUGAAUCCUUGAGCCUGGCGAUGCUAGCUGCCUACCUGGAUGUGCUGCAGACUCUCAAAAGCAAGUUGCCGUUGCUGAUUGACAGAAUGUUACUUACAACUACAAAGACCGGCGCUCCGAGUGCCGAGGCCCUGUCGCUGCUGCUGAAACGACCCUGGGACCCGGCUGUUGGAGUCCUGUCUCAAAACAAACCGAGCAAGCUUCAUGGAUCCCCUCUCAUCCUAAUUGCACCAUCAAGCCCAACCAAUCCCGCCCUCUCUACCUCGCGGCGGAUGAGAUUCUGGCAGUCUCAGCUGUCGUGUUUGGGAAAGGUCAUUCCAGUGCACAGUCACGUUAGCAGUGGAGCCAAUAUCGGUAUCACACAGUGUCUGGAGCACAUGUUGGGCACCGUCAGGGCAAAGGUCAUGGAGGUUCACAGUCACUUCCCCCACAAACCCAUCAUCCUGGUUGGCUGGAACACUGGUGCUCUCAUCGCCUGUCACGUUUCCCUCAUGGAGUAUCUGACUGGUGUGGUGUGUCUCGGCUUCCCCCUGCUGACAGUCAACGGGCCAAGAGGGGAUGUGGAUGACCCUCUGCUGGACAUGAAGACCCCCGUGUUGUUUGUGCUGGGCCAGAACGCCCUGCAGAGUAGCAUCGAAGGCAUGGAGGAGUUCAGAGAGAAGCUGAGGGCGGACAACAGCAUGGUGGUGGUGGGAGGAUCCGACGACAACCUCAGGAUUAAUUCAGCAAAGAUGAAAACAGAAGGACUGACGCAGACGAUGGUUGACCGCUGCAUUCAGGAUGAGAUCUCGGACUUCCUGUCAGGCGUGCUCACUCGGGCAGAGGGUCACGGCCACGGCUCCGGGGAGAUGAGGGACCUGGACACAGAAAAGAAGAAGAGGCCUCGGCGGGAGCUUCCCUUUGACUUGGAGAGAGGACGACCUUCCUCUCCUGCACUCAGACUUCCCAUCUCACCGUCUGGUUCCGAGGAUCUGUCGAGUGUCUGCAGCAGCCCCACUUCCAGUCCCAAACCCAAAACGUCGGGUCUUUCUCCAGCACAGAAGUCCAGUCUGAUCACAGCCACGCAGCUCCUGAAGACACACAUGCAGCGCUCAGGCACAGUGCUCACUCACAAGCAGGCUCAAGCUCAGUUUGCUGCUUUUAUGAAACAAAACAUGCUUGUGAGGAAAAAUCUUCCUCCUGGCACUCCUCCUUGUAUUUUUGUGCCGGUGAGCAGUGAUCAGAUGGAGGGCCUGGACAGAGAUGAACUGAGGUCCCUUGGCAAGAGGAGGCAGGCACCGAGUCCCACACCAAGCAAAGCCUCCAAGAGAGCCAAGAUCAAGGUCACCAUUGUUUCCCAAAGCGAGUCAGCUGGGGGCACCAUCAGCCCUGCUGCACAGGAAGGGGGUAUCUCCGGGAAGCCCCUAACGGUGACAUUGGGACAGACCGUGGCUGGAGCCAAGGAGCUCUCAGGACUCCUCACAGGCCAGCGGUCUGGUAGUCUCUCAGAGGUUUCUGGUGCCCUGUCGUCAGGCUCCAUCUCAUUCAACAGCGUGCAGCCUUGCAUGGUAUCAGGCUCCUCCACACCCGUCCAGGUGCAAGCUCCGGCUACUGCCCAAGGGUCUUCCGCCAGCAGUCUGCUACAAGGCCUAAGUUACAGUCUGCAGGAGAUCGUCACCAAAGCGCCUAGCUUGCCCUCCACAGCAGCCAGUACAGGCAGCACACAGGCGGUCUGUGGUAAGCCCCAGGCUCAGGUCCUGAGCUCGGCUGGAACCAGCAGCAGCACUCUGCUCCGGGCGGUGCCUGUGGUCACCUCAGGAGGAGUGUCUAAAACCACCGCCAUCCACCAGCUGCUCACUAACGGCGGGCUGGCCAAAAUAGCCAGCAGCUUGCCCGGCUUGGCGCACAUCACCAAUCAGACCGCCGGUAUGUCUAGAACUGCCAAAACACGACGGCCACGUUGAAGGCUCAGAGUUCAUUCAUCCUUUGCUUUGGAAACACUAGUUCAGCAUGGCUGUAGGCCAGGGAGGAGUGGCGCAGUAGGCGACCUCAGAGGACAGCUCUGUCACCGUGUGUGUAGAUGGUUUGCCUGGAAGAACGGUAUGACAUGUUUUAUUUUCAUGUUCAGAAAGAGCCGUAACGGAAAUGUGAGACGCAUAAUGUUUAUGUAGAAGUGGAUGCUUGUGUAAAAUAAAUAUUAAUGAAUGAAAUCCUUUGAUACUGAAGAAUUGUGAAGGUAAAACCAGUGUGGGUAUGAUUGACCAACUUUGAAAUGAUACCCAAAAGUAAAAUCCAGAUCGCUCCGUUUGUCACAUUUGUUUGUUAGAGCCGCAUUUCAUGUUUUUGUUGUUCAUGUUGUAACAUUUUGUAAACCCUAACAUUAAAUCACCUGCUUAUUAAGUCCAUGUGUGUGAAUGCUGUCCUCUUACAGAGACGUGUUGGAGAGGCAGUAACAUCACACAUGGCAUCACCCAAGCUCUGUUCAUGUUGUUACAAUAAAGACUGGAAUCAAACUCA